Messenger RNA from Aspergillus wentii DTO 134E9, 1845 nucleotides. Its product is annotated as TCP11 family protein. The transcript is spliced from 2 exons. Lineage: Eukaryota; Fungi; Ascomycota; Eurotiomycetes; Eurotiales; Aspergillaceae. Bases 1 to 1845 code for a protein of 614 amino acids. The record is from RefSeq and is a predicted model, not a curated record.
AUGGAGAUGGAUCUUCAAAAGGCCAACGAGACGAGAAGGGAUACGCCUAGCAAGCAGGAAGAGAGUUCAGAAUGUCCUCUCGAGCCAUAUGGAGGCGGCCACUCGAAAGACUCCCCUAAGAACGACUCCCUUGAUCACCAUCGUGAAUCACACAAUGAUGAAGACCCCGCGACCAUGAAUCAACGAUGCCAACCCACCCAGUUCCCCUUUAAUAAUAAUAAUUCCCGCCGGAAACCCGCGUCAACUACUACACAGUCAACUUCCAGAAUACCCCUGCCAUCGCCAGAAGCUAUAGAUAUCCCUGGCGCCCUGGGCCUAGCUGCCAGGGAACACCGAUUGUUACUCGUCGCAAAGCGACACCCCCCGGUAACAAAGAAAACCCUCAGCGAACUUGACCUACCUUGCAUCAUGAGCAACAUAAACCUUCGCAUGGACGCCAACUUCGAUCGUGAUCUACAUUUCAAACCCGAUCUCGAUGGCGAAAAGGGUAAGCGCAAGCGAAGAGAAGCCACGGACUACUGGGAGGCCAUGGCAGCGGAGAUUUCAGUCUACGCAUUUUGCGCAUCUACUGAGAUGGGAAGCGCCGGUGACGGUGGGCAUCAGAAUGGUCAACGGCAGGCCUUUGAGCCCAGGCUCCCUGCGAUGUUCGAGACGUUACAAGAUGUUCUCAAGACACUUGUCCCCGAGCGUGAUCAUCCGAGCGUCAUGCAAAACCUCGAGGUAUCUUUAUUGAUGCAACAGAUUCGGAAAGGAGUUCUUGAUAUGGUCGGAUUGGCGAAUUGGCUAGCGGCGCUGCUUAAGACCCAUUGCGCCCCAAUGCGGGACGAGUGGGCGGAUCGCAUGGUGGAGCAGAUCAGCACUGGGUCGCAAUCGCAAAAUUCCUUGGAGAUCGUCAGCGGCCUUCAAACGCUCUUUGCCAUCUUGGAGGCUAUGAAACUGGAUGUUGCGAACCACCAAAUCCGCGCCUUCCGGGUUCUCCUCAUCGAGGACACCGUACCUUUUCUUCAGGAAUAUUUCCAGAAUAAAAUCGAAAGAGAAAACUUUCGCGUGGAAUCUUCGCGGGUCUGGUAUCAAGAACUUCGGGAACACGAGCUGCACAACAUGGAUAGAACCAAGCCAGUGGACGGGUUCUGGCCUGUAUCGGUGAUGUUAAACGGCUUGUCCGACUUGUUACUUCAGUUCCAUGACCCAGAAGGGUUUCCAGAAACCUUCAUCUUCGACUCGGAUCGACUUUGGCAGCUCCGGUCCAGUCUGCAGAACCUAAUCAACUUGGACAUCAGUUGGUAUAUCUUUGAAUCAUACAUCCACACUCAAAAACGAUAUCUCUCCGCGCCCGUCGAAACGUAUGCGACAUUCCGCUCCCGGAUCGGAUCACUGAUGGAGGAGAACGAGGACUGCCCCCGAGGAUCACCGCGAUGGCUGCAGAAUGUACGGUGUGUCGCGCUGGAGAUUGCUCGUUUCGCAUGCGCCGCCUGUCGCAACGAUACCGUGGUGUCGGAUGAUGUGAUAGUGCCUAUUGAACGAGCACUGGAAUGGCAUCUAUCGAAUGACUCGGAAUUGUUCCAGUACUUCCAGAACUCCAUGCAGGAGAAACUGAUAGCGGCCACCUUUGCCUCUGCGAAAAAGUAUCUCAACAUGUCUCCGCUCGCCAUCUGCGAAUCCCAACGAAGCUAUCCUCAAGCUACACUCAUCCAACACCAAUACGACAUUGAGCGUAUCUCGAUGCGGUUGGCCCACAUGGGCGUCCUACACUGGCGUGUUUGGGCACCGAUUCUAUACGUACGCGAUAGCGUAACACCAAGUGAUAUGGGAAACGAUCCAACGCCAUCGAAUAUUCAUUUAUAA